GCGAGUUGGCAGCCCUCGGUCAAUGUUUUUGUUUUGCUGGCACAGCCAGAGAAAUUCUUGAAUUUAAUUUCGAAAAUUUAGUUUGGCCUGGCCAGGAAAGGACUGUCAAGAAUGGAUGCGGAGGGCAGUGACACAGUAGCUAGGGUGGACAAGUCCCCGGAUUGUCGCACCAGUGGCGAUGGCAUGGAGCAGCCGGAAAGCGGCGGAGCAACGAAAACAGAGAGUGAAAUCCAGGCGAGUGCUGAUGUGGACAUUAAGGUCAAGAGGCCCCAAUUGUCGCGAAAGGACAGUGCCAUUGUCCAGGAGGCUGUCAUGGGCAGGAAGACUUCCACUGGCGGUGUCCACGCCUCCACUCUGCCCCUUCCCGGCCUGCACACACUCUACAGGCGACCCGAAAUCGUUACCCGCAGCUUGGCGCCCGUGCUGCCCAAGGGGGAACUGGUCCAGAUGAGGCCACGAUUGGUCACCACCCACCCAGAAACCCUGCCCGAGCACAAGAAGACCAAGGCCCCCAAGUUCGUGCCCUUUGAGCCCUAUCCGGGUGCGGUGAAUCCCAUGAUCUCGGAGCCAACGAACAAACACAAAGUCCAUCGGGACAAGAACAACCUGGAUAUUGCCGUGCUGGUGGAUCAGGUGUCCACGCUGCGCACCCAGGAAUUGGACACGGAGCCAAAGGAAAGCCAGUCGGUGGGCAACCAGGAGCUAAUCUCACUGCAGGAGGAGCUGGCCAAGGUGCGCGAGGAGCGGAAUUACUUCCAGGCCCAGUACAAGUUCCAAACGCAGGUCAACAGCGAACUGAAGAGCCUGCUGGUGGCCUCCGUGGGCGAGGAUCUGCAGACGCGGGUCAAUCUGCUCACCGAGGACAAGCUGCAGCUGGCCAGAGCUCUCCUGGACACCGCCAACAACCUGACCACCCACACCGAGCAGAUUGAGUUCCUGGCCGGGCAAUGUGAGGUCUGGCGAUCCAAAUUCCUGGCCAGCAGCGUUAUGGUCGAGGAGCUAGCCCGCUGGAAGGCCGAUCUCACCCAAAAGAACCAGCUGCUCAACGAGUCCACGAAGCAACUGCUGCACGCCACCCAUCAGAUCCGCGAGAUUCAGCUGGACAUGCUCAAGCAGCUCAAGUUCCUGGCCAAGAUUCGCUUCCUCAACCUGCCCGCCACCGAUGUGAUCAGCCUGAGUGCCGAGAAUCUGAAUAUCCUGCAACGCAUGGUCCUGCACACGGGCGUGGGCAUUCCCGAAGAGACUCUGAAGCUGUCCAGCGCCAGCACAAGUCCACUUUGCGAGGCGGAAAAGUAUGCAGUUAGGGCCCUGGAAUUCAUUAGUCAGCCCUUGAUGGCCACCGAUGAAGCCAUACGAGCUCUUUUCGACCAGGCGCAGCGGCCCCACUAUGUGCAAUCAGCCGCGGAGGUGGCUCCCACCGAUAUUCAACAAGCAGAUAAACAGCAAUAGUUCGUCAAUAUUAGGUCUAAUAAAUUUUAUAUACAUACAAUCAAUCAACAAACAUAAAUGCAAAUGGGAAAAGAUUCUGAAAGGGU
This is a messenger RNA of Drosophila takahashii, 1535 nucleotides long. RefSeq names its product golgin-45. The record is from RefSeq and is a predicted model, not a curated record. Gene Ontology annotation, cellular component: Golgi membrane. Gene Ontology annotation, biological process: Golgi to plasma membrane protein transport; Golgi organization. NCBI's taxonomy places the organism in Eukaryota, Metazoa, Arthropoda, Insecta, Diptera, Drosophilidae.